UGGAAGUGGUAGACGGGUAGACUGGUUGUGGUAGGUAGGCAGUGCAGUGGUUGACUCGUGUACGAACUGUCGGGCAAACUUUCACUCCAGAACUUCAUUGGUUACCGAAAUGGUGAUAAAGUACGACCAACCCCCCAAAGAUGUUCUGGAGCGUCACUUCCAGGAGCUGGGCAUCACGGAGAGCUCUCUCCGGCGUGACGUCACCACUCUGAGGACCUGGCUGGAGAAACAACCUCACCUACCGGACAACGUGGCUGACGAAACCUUAGAGAAGUUCCUGGUCCACUCCAAGAACAGUCUGGAGCGAGCAAAGUCAAAGCUGGACCAAUACUACUGCGGCAGAGUCACCAUGGCUGACAUGUUCAGCGAUAGAGACCCUCUCGACCCGAAGAUCAAAAGCAUAGCUAAAGUCGCGAUGUACUGUCCCUGUCCCAAGCCAACUCCAGAGGGAGACAGAGUCACCAUUGUCAAGACCUUCGACCACGACCUCAACAAGUUCGACGUUCUCGCCUCAAUAAAGAUCGGCCUAAUGCUACUGGACGGUCACAUGGCCGAGGAGAACUGCUGCAAACAUGUCGUCAUCUUCGAUUUUGAGGGCAACAGUAUGGGACAUGCCGCUGCCUUCACCAUCCCUGUAAUCAAGAAGGCUCUGUCGAUCUUUUUGGAGGUUCUGCCCCAGAGGUUCGCAGGGUUCCAUGUUGUCAACGCUCCCUCGUACUUCGUCAACGUCGUAAACAUCGCCAAGUCUCUUCUACACACGAAACUGGCUCAGAGGGUGCAUGUUCACGGCAAGGGCGCUGCCAGUCUUCUGGACCACAUCCCUAAGGAUGUUCUCCCGCCUGAAUACGGUGGCACUUACCCCGCCAAACUGGACGAACUAAGAGAGAUGGCUUACCAAUCGCUAGUGGACAGAAGAGAUUGGUUUCUGGAGCAGAACAAAAUCCAUGCAAACCUGGACAAAAGACCAAACCAGAAGAAAUCAUCUAAUGAAAUCGACCACCAAUUGCAUGGAUCUUUCCGGAAAAUUGCGAUAGACUGAAAAAUUACCUUGUUAUGACAAAUACCUAAAGUAGUUUUUUAUUGUUAACACAAACUUUAUGUUUACUCUACCAUGAUACAACAUUCUUGUAAGAAUGAGCUAUUUUUGAAAUAAUGUAUUACAUUUUAAAUUUGAUCCAUUGAUUUAUUGACUUAAAAAUUGAUGUAUUCUGAGUUGAAUGAACCCCAGUUGUGGUAAAAAUUUUGUUAUGUUAAUAAAUUCAGUUCUGGAAUAAUAUUUUACAACAAACGCUUUGCCAGUUUGUUAUAACUGUCCUUAGUUUAAACAUUUUUAAUUAAAACUUGUAGUAGUAAUAUGAAAGUGCAUUUACUGUUUUAAAAAUCACUUUAAAAUUCAGCAAAACACGAACGUAAUUACAAAUAU
Molecule: messenger RNA, 1423 nt
Organism: Macrosteles quadrilineatus (aster leafhopper)
Lineage: Eukaryota; Metazoa; Arthropoda; Insecta; Hemiptera; Cicadellidae
Product: alpha-tocopherol transfer protein-like
Exons: 8
Coding region: 110-1039 (309 amino acids)
Cellular component (GO): membrane
Molecular function (GO): phosphatidylinositol bisphosphate binding
Source: RefSeq, a predicted model, not a curated record